AUGAAGCGCUUCCUGGGAUCUCUGAGCAGGCGCUCAAGUGAGUAUCUCACCGUCUCCAUGUCUCCCCGCAUAUCCGCUGACUUGUACCUGAACAUAGGCUCCAGCGACAGUGUCGAACAUCGUGAAGACUCACCAGAAGCCAUUGUCCUCAAAGAACUGACUGCCUUCUGCGAAUCGAAUGCAAAUGAGAAUGCGAAUGGCUCGCGUGACGCGCAGGGAACAGAAUUCGUUCACCUCCCCAGAAUCGUCGAAGCUGCCGAAUCGAGCCCCAAUGCUGCCAAGGAAGCGGCUUUGCGCAUUCGCAAGUACCUUUCCGAUCCUGCCGGCACCCCGAACAAUACCCAGUACAAUGCGAUCAUGCUUAUGCGUAUCCUGGUCGACAAUCCGGGCCACACCUUCACGCGCAACUUCGAUGCCAAAUUCGUGACGACCGUCAAAGAGCUGCUGCGCACAGGACGUGACUGGCACGUGCAAAGCUAUCUCCGCGAGUAUUUGGAUACCCUCGAGCAACAGCGCGCAUGGGACGAAGACAUCAAACUGCUGCUGCAGAUGUGGGCGAAGGAGAAGACGAAAGCCUCGCACGGUUUGAUCGACCGUUUCCCAAUGAAUUCCGUCGUCCCACCGCAAGUCCCAGCCAGACCUCCCGGUCACCACCAGCAGACAUAUAGACAGUCCCGCGCGCCGGCAAAUUCCCUCCCCAACCCAGUGGAACUAGCAGCCCGCAUCGAGGAAGCGCGCAAUUCGGCAAAACUGCUAACGCAGUUCGUUCAGUCCACGCCACCGGUAGAGCUGGAAGGCAACGAGCUCAUCAAGGAGUUCGUUGACCGCUGCGGGACCGCUUCGCGUUUAAUUCAAGGAUAUAUCCACAUGAACAACCCAGCCCCGGACGAGGACACCCUAUUGACACUCAUUGAGACGAACGACGAGAUCUCCGUGGCGAUUUCGCAGCAGCAGCGUGCCAUGCUGAAGGCGCGAAAGAUCACAGGAUCUUCGUCGCCGACCUCGUCCAAUUUGAAUAGUCCAUCGCCGACGUCGCAGACUGUCGCACCAGCCGCUACGAGUUUCUCUCCUCCCCCCGGGCCCCCUCCUCUGAUUGAAACACGGAGCCCUGAGACCUCUGCACCCGUCGCGGCACAACUGCCUUCUCCGACCAUGACUGGUGGCCGGCCACUUGCUUCCCACCCCGUCUCGGGAUCCGCGACUACUGGACGAUAUGAAUACAACGCCGAGGAUUUCCAGGUGCGGAAUCCUUUCGCCGAUGACUUUGCUACCAAUGACUCGGAUGAGAGGAAUCGCGUACAUGGUAAUUCGCAGCCCCAGAGUGAUCGCGUGCGCUUCCAGCCUACUGAGCAGGAGCGCUAG
Penicillium expansum is the source of this 1362-nucleotide messenger RNA. RefSeq names its product VHS and GAT domain-containing protein. The coding region runs from base 1 to 1362 and encodes 453 amino acids. Gene Ontology annotation, biological process: endocytosis; actin cortical patch localization; actin filament organization. The record is from RefSeq and is a predicted model, not a curated record. NCBI's taxonomy places the organism in Eukaryota, Fungi, Ascomycota, Eurotiomycetes, Eurotiales, Aspergillaceae. Gene Ontology annotation, molecular function: phosphatidylinositol binding; ubiquitin binding. The transcript is spliced from 4 exons. Gene Ontology annotation, cellular component: actin cortical patch.